UAAAAUGUUGCAGACAGAAGGAAUAUUUAAAGAAAUGUACAUCCUAAAACUUUAUUAUCCUCUGACAUUGUACUACAAGAUGCUGUAAGAACGGUAGUUGUUCUCUAAACUAAAACGGCUAUAGAUUAUUUAUCCUAGCGUCAAGGAUUCAGUGCGUGAAGUGGGCGGAGCUCCGUUUGGCGCUGAAUUGAACGGGCGCUCUGAAGCGCGCGGACUCGAGGCACGCGUCGCUACACACGUGACGCACCUGACGACAACGGUCACAUCAACACGAGCGUCACUCCUCCAGCAUGCAGAGCUGCUACUACCCUCAGCUGCCUCAUCUCACGCAGGACCAUGCGGCGCUAUCGGCCGACCGAUCAUCUAACGUUACUGAAGAUCUGCUGGACUUCGCCACAGAUGAGUGUCAGUCCACUGAUACACAUUCAAGGACACACGAGGCCCACACAGACCUGGAUCUCUCUCUAGAGCUGAACAGACAGCUUCAUGCCACACUCAGGAGAAAGCAAGAGGAAAUAUCUGCCCUGAAGGAGACAAAUGCCCAGCUGAGAAAUCUGGCUAAACAGACUGAACAUUAUGCCACAAUACUAGAAGCCCUGACUACAUCGUUCCAGAGAGACUCAGUAUCACACUGCACUCCUGUGAGGCCAACAGAGGAUCAUUCUUCUGAACACUCCUGGAUCUCUCUGCUGACAGAGGAAGAGCCAUCAGAUCCAUCAUCCACAGCUUUCACUAACUCCAGCACCACUGACAAACAAAGCCCAACAUCAGGGGGCAAGCAGCAGCUGUGGUCUAGCUGGGAUGACCUUCUCUGCGAAGAUGCUGAAGACAACAUCUUGAACUGUCCGUCCAGUUCCAAGCAUCCCAGGCUUGAAAAUGAACUUGUACAAGUAGACUUGGAGCAUCUGAAGGCCCAGCUGGACCAGGAUGAACAGGCUCCUCAGCAACUAAGUGAAGAUUCAGGCCUGACCCAGAAUCAAGUCCUUGAGAUGUCCUCUGGAGGCUUGAUCGCACAGAGGGUGAACAUAUUCGGGGCUUUCCAUGGGCUUCGAGUGGUUACACAAACCCCAUCUGUCAUAUCUGAUCUGAACAUGAGUGGUGAUGAUGGAAAAGUGUGCUUUAAGACUGCAAUCAGGGACCACAGUACAGUAAAGACCAAGGUUUUCCCACAUGGAAAGGCUUUCACUUCUCACACACCAAGUGGAUCUUGUAGGUUCCUUUGGGUUCCUAAUGACCACUGAACAUCUUUAUUAUUCAAAGAGUUGAAUUUGUGAAAAAUCAACCAACGAAGGUCUUUAUUUGAGCAAGGCUGCUUUUGAAUUCCCACCAUUGGUCAACCUUUCAGAACUCCAUUAAAACUAAAGGUUCUUUAUUGGAAUCAAUGAUUCCAUGAAGAACCUUUAACAUUCAUGGAAUAUUUUCAAUGCACAAAAGGUCCUUGAAAGUUCAAAAUGGUUCUUUUAAGAACUUUCCACCGCAAGGUUUCAAAUGUGACCUCAAAUGU
Cyprinus carpio (common carp) is the source of this 1504-nucleotide messenger RNA. It is a transcript of the gene mcidas, whose product is annotated as multiciliate differentiation and DNA synthesis associated cell cycle protein. Gene Ontology annotation, cellular component: nucleus. The record is from RefSeq and is a predicted model, not a curated record. Lineage: Eukaryota; Metazoa; Chordata; Actinopteri; Cypriniformes; Cyprinidae. Gene Ontology annotation, biological process: negative regulation of cell cycle; negative regulation of DNA replication.